Chlorocebus sabaeus (green monkey) is the source of this 1975-nucleotide messenger RNA. NCBI's taxonomy places the organism in Eukaryota, Metazoa, Chordata, Mammalia, Primates, Cercopithecidae. The record is from RefSeq and is a predicted model, not a curated record.
AUGCGUCAUUCCACAUCACUCCUCAAAACGAGAUCUAAGCACCUGACGUGCUCCAGGGGUCUUGAAGCAUCUCAAGACCCGGGUACCUCCAACGCUCCCGGCCCGAGCGGCCCCAGCAGAAUCCCCGGCGUCGGCGCACGCCCGGCGGCUGGCCACGGGAACGCGCGGCGGGCCAGGCGCGCCCCCGCCCCCGCGGGUCCGACCGCCGCACGCCAGCGGCGCCCUCUCGGCCGCGCACACUCACACUCGCACGCACACGCUGCUCCGGCCCCGCCAUGUUCCGGGAGGCGGCGGCAACCCAGCCCCGACAGCCGCGGUGAGGGGCGCCCGCGCCCAGGCCAGCUCGCGGUCCUCCACCAGGCCCCCGCCCCGCCCCGCGCGGCGCCCCCGCCCAGUUGGCGGCUCCCACCUGCGCCACGGCUCCUCAAGACGCGGGGAGGGGCGGCGGCAGCGGCGGCAGGCGGGGCCCCGGCGGACCCGCGCCGGGGGGCACUAACGGCCUGUCACUGUCAGGCGGGCUGCGGCUCGGGCCAGGCUGGGCGGGCUGCGCGUCGGGGCCAGGUGGGGCGGGCAGGGCGCGUCCCCUACCUUGCUCUGGGGUGGGGAAACGGGAGCAGCGCAGAACUGAGGGGGUCUCCUCCCAGGCGCCGGGGACAAGCUCGAAACCGCGCCCCUCCUUCCUCCUUUCCUGUCGCCACGCCCCCCUCACCCGCACGGACCCGAGGCAAGGCCGGCGCAGGAGGCUUCACCCCCGGAACGAGUGCCUCGGCGUGGCCGUCGCUGUCGUUGUCUUCGUCCCCGCUGCAACCGCCUGUAACACCGCCAGGGCCGGGCUUGAAAACAUCUCCGGUCUCGGUCCGUCUCUCACCACAGCCUCCUCGCUCCUAGGACAGGGCCGCCCCGCGAUUGGCUGCGACGCGAGCACGUGACACCCGCGGACACGUGACUCCCGCGGGCACGGGACUGGCGGCGUGACCGCCCCGCCCCCCGGCGCCCGCCCCUCCUGCUGCUCAGCCAGGCUCCGCGAGCUGCAGGGCGGGGAAUCGGGACGUACCAAGCGGCAGGCGGCGGAGGGGUGCGGGCCGGAACUCCGCCCUUUGUGUUAGUCGGUCUCCACGCCCCACUCGGGCUAGUGUUACCGCCUCCCCGCCGCAGACACCAUCCGACAAAGGAGGGGGAAUCAAAGCCUGGGUGAAGAGGCAGGGCAGGCGCCGCUGACGCUGCCGGGCAAGCGGGCUCUGCAGUAGCAUUUGUGGCGACCGUGGCAGUGGCUGUGACUGGAAGCUUCUGGAAAAGGCGGCGGCGAUGAAGAUCCCCACAUAGGGUAUACACCUGUUAUUUUUACACGGGAUGGGUGGACGAGCGUGAUCCAACUCAGGCAAAAUAACGCUGCGACCGCAGCUCGAGGACUAGGCGAAGUUCCCCAGCUAAGCCAGCGGCGGCCGCCUGGCCCCGCACCAGGCCGGAAAAGCUGCACCUGCGCCCAGAGCCCGCGGCCCCCCGCCCCAGGUGGAGCCCUGGGCCCCGCCCCGAAAGCGCGGUAGCGUCCACCUGCCCUGGGACCAGGGGAUCUAGAGCGCGUCCCCUUCCAGCCACGCCUUCCAGUGGCCUCUUUAAAGAGGAAUUCAGUGCACGUCCCCACACGUAGUGUUGGGGAUUCGAGAGGGAGCUGCUCAGGUACUGGGAAGGGUGCCUGAGAAAAAUUGACCGUCGCAGCGUGGCAACCCCGUGUGCUCACUUCCUUCUGGGCGCGUAUUAUUUACGCAGAGGUUAAUCUGCAACAACAGAGUCCGUUUAUGACUUACUGCAUGCAGUUACAAGUUUAUGUUAAACUGUCCUUUAGUCUUGAUGAACUGAGGGUUCAGAUGUGAUCACAGCAGAUGAAAUGACAUUCAGACCUGACAGGGACGGCGAGGUCCCAUCAAAUUACUAUAUAAAGCAUAAACCUGCAUUAAAGAUCAGGAGUUUUCCCGUU